Westerdykella ornata is the source of this 1227-nucleotide messenger RNA. RefSeq lists its product as uncharacterized. The record is from RefSeq and is a predicted model, not a curated record. Gene Ontology annotation, biological process: protein phosphorylation. NCBI's taxonomy places the organism in Eukaryota, Fungi, Ascomycota, Dothideomycetes, Pleosporales, Sporormiaceae. The coding region runs from base 341 to 1102 and encodes 253 amino acids. Gene Ontology annotation, molecular function: protein kinase activity; ATP binding. The transcript is spliced from 2 exons.
UAACCUUUGGAUCUUUGGAUACUCCGUAGAAUUUUUGUAAUUACGUUUUUCCUUCUCCUGGAAGCUAGAUGUAAGCGGUUGGCCCGAUGUAGUAGGUACGCCUUCGGAAAUGGCGGCCUGACUAAGCACCCGCCUCUUAUGAUAUUACAACAGCCCAGAGCCUUUCGCUCACGUCUUAAUCUACCCUUCGUCCGCCCACCUCCUAACCCUUAAUUCUCGACCGUACCUUCAUUUCCCGUCGGAUGUCCGACCUUAAAUCUCCUUCAGAAACCAUUCGAUAGUUUGAUUUCAUGCCCCAGCUUUACUUUCACGUGCAUGAAGUCAUAGCACAAACAUUGAAAUGUCACCAAAACCGAUCUCUUUCGCAUAUCGAUUCGAGGAUGGAUGUGCCAUGAAUAUCGACUACCAGAGGCACGAAUAUCGCAUAUGCUGGAAUGGCGACUGGCGAAAGCCUCCGGAUCUCAGUCACUUUCCCGCGGUGGAUGGUUCCGUGACUCUUAUACCACAUAGUCGGGAGGUUGAAGAGCUUUGGGCCAAGUCUGACGUCUUAAAAUGUGGAGCGGACGCUCAUAUCAGAAUCCUAAAGAAUAAAAAGGAUGCAUUCCCUGUCAUCAAGGUCGGCAUGGACGACCGCCAAAGACGCCUGAUUGCCGACGAAUUUUCUAUUCUCUGUUACUUGGCAUCUCAUGGCUGUCCUGUCGUCCGCGUACACUCUGAGCCUUUUGUGGAUGACAAAGGCAUCUUCGGUUUUAGGAUGGAGGAGCUGUUCGAGAUCGAAAUCGCCAGUGGACGGACGCAUGCCGCACAGAUCCUCAGCUCUAUCAAGAAAAUACAUGAAGUAGGGGUUAUUCACAACGACCUCUCCCCCAAUAAUCUCAUGAAGAACAGAGAAGGUUGCCUGACUUUGAUUGACUUCGGUCACGCUGGCUAUCUGGGGGAUCAGAUCCCUUCCGACAUGCGAGCACCAAACUCGAACUGCGACAGGUACUCUGUCGAGCAUGAUAUGAAUGCUGUGAAGCGAGUUCUUGACAUAUAUGGUCGGAACGGAUUUGUCCAGUUCAUUCCCCGGAGUAAACUCAGCUCGCUUUCUUCCCUGAUGUAACUUCAACAGCCCAGAAAAAUCGUGUAGUUCCAGUCGCGCCCUUUGAUGGGGUGACAACGCCUGCCAAACACCAAAUCCCCUGAGAGUCUGGAUCGCGCAGCCGCUGAAGCGAGUAUCCCCAACCA